AUGGAUCUCUGGCCCGGCUUCACCUUCCCGCUGAUCCUGCUCACGGCCUGCUUGCUUUUUCUGCUGUGGAGGGGGCACCAGGCUGGGCGGAGGAGCCUCCCCCCAGGCCCAUGCCCGCUGCCCCUCCUGGGCAAUUUGCCGCAGUUGUGGGGACCGUCAUUAGGAUCUCUGCUGGGGCUCAGAGACAAGUACGGCCCCGUGUUCACCAUCUACUUGGGGUUGCAGCGGGCCGUGGUGCUGUGGGGCUAUGAGGCGGUGAAGGAAGCCUUGGUGGACCAAGCAGAGGAGUUCAGUGGCCGAGAGGGGUUAGCUCUUGUGGAUAGGACCAGCAAGGGCAAUGGGCUUUUCUUCAGCAACGGGGAGACGUGGCGGCAGCUGCGCUGAUUUGCCCUUAGCACCCUGAGAAAUUUUGGGGUGGGGAAGAGGAGCAUCGAGGAGCGGAUCCAGGAGGAAGUCCAGUACCUGCUGGAGGAGGUCAGGAAGACAGAAGGGACGCCCUUGGACCCCACCUUCAUGCUGCGACGCUCCGUCUCCAACGUCAUCUGCUCCGUGGUCUUCGGGGCGCGGUUCAGCUACGAGGAUGAGGCAUUCCAGAUGCUGCUCGGCCUGAUCCAGGCGAAAUUCUGGCACGUGGACACCGUCUGGGUGCAGCUGUACAACCUCUUCCCAGCUGUCAAUCACCUGCCCGGCCCUCACAACCGGCUCUUCGAGAACUUCGAGGAGCAGAAGCGCUAUGUGGCCGGGGUCGUCCGGAAGCACAAAGAGACCCUGGACCCUGCCUCCCCGCGGGACUACACGGACGCCUUCCUCAUCCGGAUGCAGCAGGAGGAGAACGAUCCGGACACCAAAUUCCACCAGGAAAAUUUGAUCCUCUCGGCACUGGAUUUAUUUUUCGCGGGCACAGAAACCACCAGCACCACGCUGAGAUACGGGCUGUUGAUUCUGCUGAAGUAUCCUCACGUCACAGAAAGAAUUCAGGAGGAGAUUGAGCGAGUCAUCGGCCAGGACCGUGUCCCAUGCAUGGAGGACAGGUCCAAGAUGCCCUACACUGACGCCGUGGUCCAUGAGAUUCAGAGGUUCGCCGACAUCAUUCCUCUGGGCGUUCCCCACUCGGUGACCCGGGACACCCGGUUCAGGGGAUACUCCAUCCCUAAGGGCACGGCCGUGUUUCCCAUCCUGCAUUCCGUCCUGCACGACCCCACGCAGUUCAAAGACCCGGAGACCUUCGACCCCGGGCAUUUCCUGGAUGAGGAGGGUGGAUUUCGGAAGAACGCGGCGUUCAUGGCCUUCUCUGCAGGGAAGCGGACGUGUCCCAGCGAGGGCCUGGCCCACAUGGAGCUCUUCCUCUUCUUCACCUCCAUCCUGCAGCGCUUCGCCCUCUGCUCACCUGCGCGCUCGCAGGACCUCGACAUCACCCCGGAGUACCACGGCUUCGGCAAGGUGCCACGCAGGUACCAGCUGCCGCUCGUCCCCCGCUGAACACCAGUCGCCGUGCCACGGCGGCCAGGCCCGGUUCCCUGGCGGCCUGCACCUCGCACAGCGUGUCACACUGGUGCAAAACACUAUCGGGGCGAGACGGAAGCCUGGCUGUGGAGGAGCCCACGUGGAUGUGUGAGCC
Gopherus flavomarginatus (Mexican gopher tortoise) is the source of this 1618-nucleotide messenger RNA. RefSeq names its product cytochrome P450 2B4-like. Gene Ontology annotation, cellular component: cytoplasm; intracellular membrane-bounded organelle. The record is from RefSeq and is a predicted model, not a curated record. Gene Ontology annotation, molecular function: oxidoreductase activity, acting on paired donors, with incorporation or reduction of molecular oxygen, reduced flavin or flavoprotein as one donor, and incorporation of one atom of oxygen; iron ion binding; heme binding. Gene Ontology annotation, biological process: xenobiotic metabolic process. NCBI's taxonomy places the organism in Eukaryota, Metazoa, Chordata, Testudines, Testudinidae.